Molecule: messenger RNA, 1107 nt
Organism: Antechinus flavipes (yellow-footed antechinus)
Lineage: Eukaryota; Metazoa; Chordata; Mammalia; Dasyuromorphia; Dasyuridae
Gene: FGF3
Product: fibroblast growth factor 3
Exons: 4
Coding region: 1-792 (263 amino acids)
Biological process (GO): regulation of cell migration; positive regulation of gene expression; fibroblast growth factor receptor signaling pathway
Cellular component (GO): cytoplasm
Molecular function (GO): growth factor activity; fibroblast growth factor receptor binding
Source: RefSeq, a predicted model, not a curated record
AUGGUCCUGAUCUGGCUCCUGGUAUUCAGUCUGCUCCAUCCCAGCGGGCAGGCGGCAGGGGCCCUGGGUCUGGCUCAGUCAGGGCCCCCGAGGGAGGAGGAGACCCGGGCCCCAGAGGGCCGGCUCCGGAGAGAUGCCGGAGGCCGAGGCGGUGUCUAUGAGCACCUCGGCGGAGCGCCCCGGCGCAGAAAGCUCUACUGCGCCACCAAAUACCACCUGCAGAUCCCCCCCAGCGGCCGAGUAGGCGGCAGCCUGGAGAACAGCGUCUACAGUAUCCUGGAAAUCACAGCAGUGGAGGUUGGAAUCGUGGCCAUAAAGGGGCUGUUUUCCGGGCGCUAUCUGGCAAUGAACGAACGGGGCCGGCUUUAUGCUUCGGAGAGCUACAACGCCGAGUGCGAGUUUGUGGAGCGGCUCCACGAGCUGGGCUACAACACCUACGCCUCCCGCCUGUACAGAACCGCGCCGGGCGGGGCCGGGGCCAAGCGCAAAGCCAGCGCCGAGAGACUCUGGUACGUCUCCAUCAACGGCAAAGGCCGACCCAGGAGGGGCUUUAAAACCCGCCGGACCCAGAAAUCUUCUCUCUUCUUACCUCGCGUCCUGGACAGCAAAGACCACGAGAUGGUCCGGCUCUUCCACACCAGCGUCCCCUACAGGGAAAGCCUCCGGCAGCCGGCAGACAAGAGUGAGAGGAAGAGGAGGCAGGAGCACUCCCCGCUUCCGAAGGCCGGAGGGGAGACGGCCCCGACGGAGGCUCCGUCUCUGAGGGCCUCAGCCCCUCCCGGGACGGUCUGACCGGGGCCAGCCGGAGGGGACGUCCGGCUCCUCACUCCUAGGACUCCUAGACUCCUUGGCGGUGGCUCCCCAAGGGCCACAUCCCUUGAGGCACAUACGAAUGAAGCGAAGGCCAGAGUCCCUCUUCCUGUUCCUCUGACACCCGAGGGCUGCCAGGGCACCACCCGGUCUAUUGUCCCCUUCUCCCAACGGGAGCAGCCUGAGCCACUUCCUUCUCCGCACACCCUCCAUCGGGCAUUUAAGCCAGAAAUAGAUGAUUCCCUCCCAGCAGCAAUACACGUGGGUGAACACUUGGGGUAAUCGGUAUUUGUUUAA